CAUCUCAUCCUCCCAUCGCGUCGCGUCCCGUCCCAGGGGGAGGCACUAGAAAUAAUCGGAGACCUCCCCCGCACGCACGCACGCACGCGAGCAGCACCAGCACCAGCACCGCUGUGAGAUCGGGUCGGUGGAUCGGAGGAGGAGGAGAGCAGGAGGUGGGUUGGAUCGGAGGAAUGCGGGUGCGUGCGGCCAUGGGGGCGCUCUCGCGGCCGGAGGAGGUGUUGGCGCUGGUGAAGCUGCGGGUGGCGGCGGGGCAGAUCAAGCGCCAGAUCCCGCCGGAGGAGCACUGGGCCUUCGCGUACUCCAUGCUCCAGAAGGUCUCCCGCAGCUUCGCCCUCGUCAUCCAGCAGCUCGGCCCCGAACUCCGCAAUGCGGUGUGCAUCUUCUACCUCGUGCUCCGCGCCCUCGACACCGUUGGUUAGCAAUCGCCUAUCAUUGGCUACUGAGGAUGACACUAGCAUCCCAGCUGAGGUGAAGGUGCCCAUACUCCAGGAAUUCAACCAUCACAUCUACAACCGCGACUGGCGCUAUUCGUGUGGAACAAAUCACUACAAAGUGCUGAUGGAUAAGUUUCACCACGUAUCCACUGCUUUCCUGGAGCUUGGUCAAGGUUAUCAAAAGGCAAUUGAAGAAGUCACUAGGCGAAUGGGAGCGGGAAUGGCGAAAUUUAUAUGCAAGGAGGUUGAAACUGUUGGUGACUAUGAUGAAUAUUGUCACUAUGUAGCAGGACUAGUCGGCUAUGGACUUUCCAGGCUCUUUCAUGCUGCUGGGACGGAAGAUCUGGCUCCAGAUUCACUGUCAAAUUCAAUGGGUUUAUUUCUGCAGAAAACUAAUAUAAUUAGGGAUUACUUGGAGGACAUAAAUGAGAUACCGAAGUCUCGUAUGUUCUGGCCUCGAGAGAUAUGGAGUAAAUAUGCUGAUAAACUUGAGGAUUUUAAAUAUGAGGAAAAUUCAGAAAAGGCAGUACAGUGCUUGAACGAUAUGGUGACUAAUGCUCUGAUUCAUGCUGAAGACUGCCUUCAGUACAUGUCAGCUUUGAAGGAUAAUGCCAUUUUCCGUUUUUGCGCAAUACCCCAGAUAAUGGCGAUUGGAACCUGUGCUCUUUGCUACAAUAACGUGAAUGUCUUCAGAGGAGUUGUGAAGAUGAGACGUGGGCUCACUGCACGAGUAAUUGAUGAAACAAACUCAAUGUCAGACGUCUAUACUGCUUUCUAUGAGUUCUCUUCAUUGCUAGAGUCAAAGAUUGACUACAGUGAUCCAAAUGCUGCGUUAACAAGGGAACGUGUGGAUUCAAUAAAGCAAACUUGCAAGUUACCCGGUUUGCUGAAGAGAAGGGGGUAUGAUUUGGACAGGUCAAAGUACAACCCUAUGCUGAUCAUGGUUGUUCUGCUGUUGGUGGCUAUUGUUCUUGGAGUACUGUAUGCCAAGUGAUGCCCUUUAGAUGCCUGUCCUAAUUGGAGACUGGGGAGCCUCUACGCCAAUCCGGUAUGGCAAGUGGUUUCAACUAUUUGGCCUUUCUACCUUUUAAUAGGAGGUCCCCGAUUGCCUUGUUCUAAUGUUUUUUAAGCCUCUACUCUAAGAUACUAGUUGUAGUAUUUGAAUGCAUAUAUAGGCACACCAUACUCUACGCACACCUCCACUCAACUCACGCCUCCUAUGCGCACACUAGACCUACAAACUAUACUCGUGCACACACCUAUUGAAGAGCUUCGCGAAGCCUCGGACCUCGCAAACGACAGGCAUGCCGACCUACUGUGCGAGGCUUUCAAGUUUAUUUUUUGGGGGAAGCCCUGGUGAGACACCCUAGGAUCCCGGUGGGUGGAGUGGCCACCGCGGCCUCCAACCACUGAGCCACUGGCUCGUUCUCUAUUCUUACUCUGUUGAAUGUUCU
Phragmites australis (common reed) is the source of this 1891-nucleotide messenger RNA. Its product is annotated as squalene synthase 1-like. The coding region runs from base 370 to 1431 and encodes 353 amino acids. Gene Ontology annotation, molecular function: squalene synthase [NAD(P)H] activity. The transcript is spliced from 13 exons. Lineage: Eukaryota; Viridiplantae; Streptophyta; Magnoliopsida; Poales; Poaceae. The record is from RefSeq and is a predicted model, not a curated record. Gene Ontology annotation, cellular component: endoplasmic reticulum membrane. Gene Ontology annotation, biological process: farnesyl diphosphate metabolic process; lipid biosynthetic process.